CGCGCUUAUGGAAUUUGAAAAUCAUAACUCUUAAUCCCAUUCAACUCCUUGCUUUUAAAAUUAAUACAUUUAUACUCCUGAUCAAUCUUAACAUUUUUACACUGUUCCCAAUAAUACUAUGAACCCCUUCAACAACUUAGUUUAAUAAUAAUAACAACAACCAUAGUUUUGGAACUAAGGCACUAAUUUAAUAGUACAAUAACAAUAAAAUCCUAAUCCUUUUUGCUAAUAGGCCCCAAUAUAAAUGAAUACUUAACAAUUUUUCUAAUAACCUUAAGAACAAAAUGAAGAUGAUUAAGACUAAGAUUAUUAGCCAGAAGAAGAAGAAGAAUCGAGUUCAAGUGAAAGUGAAGGUUUAGAAGAAGAUGUUUAGGAGGAAGGUAUUUAUAUAUUAUAAUAUGUAUAGAAUAAUUUGAUGAUCCUGAUUUUGAUUUAUAAGCUUACUUAAAAGUUCGUGAUCAACUUUGAUAUUAAAAUUUUAUAUUCA
Molecule: messenger RNA, 487 nt
Organism: Paramecium sonneborni
Lineage: Eukaryota; Ciliophora; Oligohymenophorea; Peniculida; Parameciidae
Source: the annotation of a GenBank genome assembly